UGGUAAAAUCAAGCGACUUAGCAGCAGAGACCCCAAAAACAAAGACAAGGUUGGUUGUUUUGUUUGUGUUGAAGAAUUUGACAGAGUGAGAAAUAUAGAAAUGGCGUCGUGGUGCGGUGCUCGGAGCUUCCAGAUUCCGGCGAUGGAAGACAGCGCACUGCGCAACCGUGCUUCAUUGGCCGCCGGAGUAGGGUGUUUGUCGGUGGCCGGCACCUCCUUCUGGCGCUCCUCUUCGUCACCGAAGCGCUCUUUGCCAUUCACAUGCUUGAGCAUUUCUUCCGAUACUCGUAUUAAGGAAAGUGUUCAAACUGAAGGUGCACCUGCGGCUUUGGGACCAUAUUCUCAAGCAAUCAAAUCCAACAACCUUAUUUUUGUGUCUGGUGUUCUUGGCCUUGUUCCCGAGACAGGGAAGUUCGUAUCUGAUGAUGUUGAAGACCAAACUGAACAGCUUCUUAAAAACAUGGGGGAAAUUCUUAAAGCCGGUGGUGCUAGCUACUCGUCCGUUGUUAAGACAACAAUUAUGUUGGCUGACUUGAAGGACUUUAAGAAGGUCAAUGAGAUCUAUGCUAAAUACUUCCCUUCACCUUUCCCUGCUCGUUCAACUUAUCAAGUAGCUGCAUUGCCAUUGGAUGCCAAGAUUGAAAUUGAGUGCAUAGCAACUAUAUAAGCACCAAGAGUAAUAGUAUAUCUGGCUCCUUCAGCAAACUUGGUUAAUAACACGGGAAGGGACAUAUCUUAGUAUUUUGGAGUUUUACUUUGUUUUGUUCUUUGGAUAAUGUUGCCCUUUUGAUUACAUUUACCAUCCUAGCGAGGUCUCUAAUCUUCGGAUUCUCUCUCUCAAAGAUUAAUGCGCCUAUUAAAAGUGAAAGCAACUUAGUCAUUGAAUGUUCUUGUUUGCAGCUUUUGUGACAGCGUAUCACAUAUGACAGACCAUGAAUUUAGUCAACUGUGCUUUUAUCGAAUAAGAUCAUUUUUAAUAAAUAUUUUUUACUCGAA
Molecule: messenger RNA, 996 nt
Organism: Glycine soja
Lineage: Eukaryota; Viridiplantae; Streptophyta; Magnoliopsida; Fabales; Fabaceae
Product: reactive Intermediate Deaminase A, chloroplastic-like
Exons: 6
Coding region: 101-667 (188 amino acids)
Cellular component (GO): cytosol
Molecular function (GO): deaminase activity
Source: RefSeq, a predicted model, not a curated record